CGAAUGGUGGUGAUUGGGUCUGGCUUUUGUGGCCGGGAUCGUUUAAUAAAGCUGCCGUGCGGUGUGCUCACUCUCCAUUAGUUUCCUUCCCUUGCCGAGUAGUCAAUCGCCUUCUGCUCAUAAUUUCAUAAAUUAAAAUGAGUACCAACAAGAAGAAGACUAGAAAGUUGAGGGGACACGUUUCCCAUGGUCAUGGACGUAUUGGAAAGCAUAGGAAGCAUCCCGGUGGUCGAGGUAACGCCGGAGGACAGCACCACCACAGAAUCAACUUUGAUAAGUACCACCCUGGUUAUUUUGGAAAGUUGGGAAUGAGGAACUAUCACGCCAGACCCAUCAAGAAGUUCUGCCCUACUUUGAACCUUGACAACCUUUGGAGUUUGGUCAGUGAACAGACAAGACUUCAAUAUAAAGGCCACCCUGACGGAAAGGCCCCAGUUAUCGACUGCGUCCGAGCUGGGUUCUACAAGGUUUUGGGUAAAGGAGUCCUCCCCAGACAACCCGUAAUUGUUAAAGCCAAGUUUUUCUCCAGAAAAGCCGAAGAAAAGAUCAAGGAAGUCGGUGGAGUUUGUGUACUCCAAGCUUAAUUUGAUGUUAUUUGUACGUUUCAUUCAAUAAAGUUUGAAAUCCUAUUUGAACGCUA
This is a messenger RNA of Folsomia candida, 640 nucleotides long. RefSeq names its product 60S ribosomal protein L27a (gene RpL27A). Gene Ontology annotation, biological process: translation. The record is from RefSeq and is a predicted model, not a curated record. NCBI's taxonomy places the organism in Eukaryota, Metazoa, Arthropoda, Collembola, Entomobryomorpha, Isotomidae. Gene Ontology annotation, cellular component: ribosome; cytosolic large ribosomal subunit. Gene Ontology annotation, molecular function: structural constituent of ribosome. The transcript is spliced from 5 exons. Bases 138 to 584 code for a protein of 148 amino acids.